This is a messenger RNA of Caenorhabditis sp. 36 PRJEB53466, 307 nucleotides long. NCBI's taxonomy places the organism in Eukaryota, Metazoa, Nematoda, Chromadorea, Rhabditida, Rhabditidae. The record is from the annotation of a GenBank genome assembly.
AUGAAGGAUCCAAUAAUGUUCGACUUUACUAAGCCCGGUUAACACUAGUUUUUUUUCGAGAAGUUCCGAAUGACAUGAUUCAGCUGAAAGUGACGGGGAGCCCGCUGCGAAACGCUACUGCAAGCCGCCAGGAUCCACACCGGAGAACACCACCUUCUCCGGAACCAACGACAACGACGGACAAGUGAAGGGAAAGAAGAGAAGCGCUCCACAGGACAACCUCUCCGCCAUCGUCUUCGUCUACAGGUUAGUUUCAGAGAUCUUUUAGGGUUCUUUGAUAAAUCGAGUUUGCAGACCGUUUAAGUGA